AUGACGGAUACAAGAGAUACGAAAAGAGUGCAAAAUCUAGUACGGAAAUACUAUUGUGGGCCUCUAGCUAGGUUAUCACUAGUUGGAUUAAUAGCUUGUCAGUAUGCUACACUUAGAACGCUAAUUCUAAAUGCAUUCAGGUUUAUUUUACCUUACAAGGCAGACAUAAGUUUCAAUAGUAUGUCAUUUAAUAGGAAUACUGUUAUGGCAGAUGCAGGAUCCUACAUCGCAGGAAUUCAAUAUGGCUCAUUUGCAAUCGCAGAGGUCAAACAUGUCUUCUGCCGCCUUAGAUAUAAGAAACAUUACGCUGACCAGAUAGUCGCAGACUCAGACAAACUGAUAUUAGGCAGAUUUACAUUCAGAGCAUUCUUUCUUAACCACCAAGAUGAUAUCGCAAUCAACCUUACCAUCUAUGAUCUUCUAAGUGCAGGAAUUGUUGCAGGUUUGAUCUUCUCACUCGAUAUUGCAUAUCUACAAGAACUUUCUGAGUCUUCUACCGAUCCUGUUCAAAAUGAUUUGGAAUCAAAAGCAGGACUUAAUGCUAUAGAGAAAAUCGUGGAAAAGCCACUGAAUGUACAAACUCCAUUGAACAUCGCGAAGAGCAAACCACAAGUGGAAGCCCGCGUUAAUACUCUUGUUUCACAACCUAUAUCAUCAGCCAACUCAAUUCGUAAGAUUUCUGGAUGUAUGACGUUUUCACUUGAAUACGAAACUUGA
Messenger RNA from Wallemia mellicola CBS 633.66, 717 nucleotides. RefSeq lists its product as hypothetical. NCBI's taxonomy places the organism in Eukaryota, Fungi, Basidiomycota, Wallemiomycetes, Wallemiales, Wallemiaceae. The record is from RefSeq and is a predicted model, not a curated record. The transcript has 6 exons. Bases 1 to 717 code for a protein of 238 amino acids.